AUGGCUGAUAUUGACGAGGCUAUCAAAUAUGUCAAGAAAGCGAUCGGCACCAACCCAACAAACGUCGAAAAUUUAGAACAGCUUGGCAACCUUCUCAACGACAGAUAUCUUAGCACUGGUAUGCUUGUGGAUCUAGAUGCAUCCGUUCUUGCGACGAAGCAGGCUAUCGAUGCGAUAACAGAUGACGGCGCCGAAUUGGCAGACUGCUCGAACACCCUGUGUUACCGGCUUCAAGAUAGAUUCAUGGUGACAGAGGACGACGCAGACCUUGAAGAGGCCAUUCAAUUCUCACAAAAAGCAGUCGAGUUAACGAGUGCAUGCAACGCUAGAUACCUGAGUAAUCUCGCCGCAUCAUUGAAGAUCAGGUUCUCUGUUACUGGAGAGCUCAAGGAUCUGGAAGAUGGGAUUGUUCUGGCAAAACAGGCCGUUUCUGUGACGGAAAGCGAUGACCCGGAACUGCCAAAGUGGUUGAAUAACCUUGGAAACCAUCUCAGUAACAAACACUUGAUCACAGGUUCUUUGGAAGACCUAGAAGAGGCGAUCAAGUUGAGCAGACGCGCAGCCGCUUCGACAUCUGAUGCAACAAUGCGGGCUCUCUUUUUGAAUAACUUGUCGGCGAAAUUAGAUCUCAAAGCUGAGGUCACUGGUAACUCGAACACGUACGAGGAAGCCAUCGAACUGGCCAAGGAAGCCCUUACUCUGACGCCAGACGGACAUCCGGAUCAGGCAAAGUGGCUAAACAAUCUCGCAACUCACCUAAUAGAGAAGUUCGACAGGUCAUGGGACUUGAACAACUUGCAAGAUGCAAUCAAUGCUGCAAGUCAAGCUGCGGAUCUGACACCGAAUGGGCCUACGAAGGCUCUGUACCUCGACACGGUCGCAGAUGCGUUGAAUCGAAAAUAUGACAAGAUGGGUCUGUUGACAGAUCUUGAAGAAGCUAUUCGCAUGACUGAGAUGGCUCUUGAGAUGCUUCCGAGCCAUCACUCAAAACGGCCACAAAUUCUUUCUACGCUUUCAGAUCUUUUUAGUAACAGAUACCUGAGAAAAGAGAUGAUAGGAGACCUCGACAGAGCGAUUGAACUAUCCAGAGAGGCUGCUGAUGCAAAGUCUGAUAAUCACCCAUAUAAAGCGAUUUACAUCGAUAGACUUGCAAUGCAACUAAAUCUCAGAUCGUCAAUAUCUUGGGUGGACCCUCAUCUCUGGAAGGAUUUGGAAGAGUCGAUACAGCUGGAGAGAAAAGCGAUUGCCAUCACAGAGAACAACCGGCCGACCUGGUCCUUCAAGAAUAAUCUACAGGCUAUGCUUGUUAUAAAGUACGGCUUGACAAAAGACCAAGCAAUACUCGAUGACUGUACUCAACUGCAAAGAGAAGCGCUUGAAGAGAUCCCAGAAGGCCACCAGUACCGUGCAGAAAUGCUUACCAGCUUAGGUUAUCGUCUCAGGGACGGAGCAAAGAACGACUCAGACCUCGAAAAAGCUUCCGAGUAUUUUCUCGAGGCGCUGCAAAACACAAAUGCUCCUGCAAUAAGCCGUGUAAGAGCUGGCUCAGCUCUACUACAGUGCUGUCCCGAUAAAAAGAAAGCCUACCGGGCUGCCCAAGUCAUCAUGGGUCUUCUGCCUCAGCUAAUAACGAGGUCACAUGAGACCUCGGAUAAACAGCAUGCUGCGGGCUCGAGAGCUGGUAUGACGUGCAGUGCAGUAGCCGCAGCUUUGCAAGCGGACAGGUCGGUCUUUGAGGCGUUGCAGGUACUUGAACUUGGGCGCGGUGUGCUCGCAAAGUAUAGUGAGGAGAUGUUGUUGGGUCCUUUACAGUUGGGUCACCUUUCACCUCAACAAGCUAAGACUUACAUUCACCUUCGCGACGAAUUGAAGUUUCCAAAUACCCCAAGCCAAGGAAAUUCUCUCCUGGGCCAUGUUACUCAGCUCAACAAGCGUUGCGACAUGGCAACAGAGCUAGAGGAAUUGAUCGUUGAGAUACGAAAGUUACCUGGGUUCGAAGACCUUUGGACCGCCCUGACGGAGGCAGAAACACUUGAGGCUGCUGAGCGCGGAACAAUCGUCGUCAUCAAUGUCAGUCGUGCUCGAUGCGACGCGCUCCUCAUCGAGAAACACCAAAUGCGAUCUUUGGCCCUUCCCAAUAUUACAAAUGACCUCUAUGAAUUUGCUCGUACGGGCGACUUUGGUAGCUUAAAGGUUCUAGAAUGGAUGUGGGAUAAUAUCACUCAGCCAGUAUUGGAUACUCUUGGUUAUUAUCAAGUUCCUGAAGAGGAUGCAUGGCCUCAUGUCUGGUGGAUACCCACGGCCUUGUUGACUCUUUUCCCGCUCCACGCUGCAGGAUAUCACCGCAAGGAGUCUUAUGAAACUGUCCUUGAUAGGGUAGUCUCUUCCUACGCUUCUUCUAUCAGGGCCAUCAUACGUGGUCGCCAGAAAGACCUUUCAUCAUCGUUCUCUAGCACGGCUGUACCGCGAGCGUUGCUUGUAGGCAUGCAAAAAACUCCAGAAAGUGGAGCUUUGCCCUUUGCAAACAAGGAAAUAGACAUUGUACAGAAGUUAUGUCAAUCAGCCGGCCUAGAGACCGUCCGGCCGAGGCCACGAAAAGAAGAGGUAUCCGAGCAUCUAUUAGACUGCAAAAUGUUCCACUUUGCAGGCCAUGGCUACACCGAUGAAAACGACCCCUCCAACAGUCAUCUACGCUUGGAAGACUGGAAAGAGGACCCGUUUCGCGUCGCCGACCUGCAGCGAAUGAAUCUUCGCGAACACGCGCCGUUCCUCGCAUAUCUCUCUGCCUGUGGUACUGGACAGAUGAAACGGUAUAACCUGGUCGACGAGAGCAUCCAUUUGAUCAGCGCAUACCAACUAGCUGGCUUUCGUCACGUCAUCGGUACGCUGUGGAAGGUAAGUGAUCAAUGCUGUGUGGAUGUAGCUAAAACUACGUAUGAGAGCAUGAGGGGGUCAGGCCUGAGUGAUGAAGGUGUGAGUUGGGGGUUGCAUCGGGCUUCCAGGGAGUUGCGUGAUAAAUGGGUCAAGGAGCAGAAACAGGGGAGAAGCUCGUUGACAAGAGGUGUUCCAGUCCUAGGAAAUGGCAACGGUCAUAGUGUGACGUUUAAGAAAUAUUGUCAGGAUGAGAAGGGGAGGGAUAUCUCCUUGGAACCAAGACGCAUUGAUGUACCCGAGGACGAGAUUUCUCAGCUUUUAAUCAUGUCACCGUCGGUUUCGACGCGAUUUGUCUUUGUUGAGAAUAUUUCGCCCGGUCUCAUAAUGCUCCUUGGAGAGAAGCUAGAUAUCGACCCUUUGUUCUUUGCGGACUAUAUUCAUCAUGCUUUCGCGAAUCUAGAGAAAACCUCAUCGCCUCCGUCACUAGCCACCCUCCCGUCAUCCAUAGCAACAAGAGAUCAUAUUCAUCUUCACUGCCAGAAGGUUAUUGAUCUCGAGGGAACGGACGAUGAGCUGAAGAAAGCUCGGUAUGAUUUGAAAACGAGGUCGAACGUUCCGCGUCAUGUCCGACGUUUGGUCACUCUUCCCGGUAAACGGCUGGCCCUAGCGCAAACGUGCUGUUCUUUCUUCAUCAGGCACAUUGGAGAUAUGAGUAUUUGUCUAUUCCUCGUGGAUCCUCCUGUCACGUCUGUUGUUCAUUCGCUUGGUACAGAUCUCACAUCAAUGUACAAAGCAAGUGUUUCGCAUGGUAGCUUUGAAGACUUCCGAGCACUAGGAUCCUAUUCCACUUUCGAGAAAUCUCCUUUUGGUGAUACCUGGAAUAAGUCAUCAAUGAGGAAAGCAUCAUACACUACCUCCAGGCUUGUCCACCGCCGGGAUUAG
Molecule: messenger RNA, 3816 nt
Organism: Fusarium odoratissimum NRRL 54006
Lineage: Eukaryota; Fungi; Ascomycota; Sordariomycetes; Hypocreales; Nectriaceae
Exons: 3
Coding region: 1-3816 (1271 amino acids)
Molecular function (GO): protein binding
Source: RefSeq, a predicted model, not a curated record